GUAUGUCACAUAUGUAAGAUCUUUAUCUAUAAAUCCCAAUCUGAAUUUUCUUCCAUUUCAAAAUUUUCACUAAAAUGUUAUUAUAAAAGGAUUUCCUGUAUAUCAAAUCAUCAUAUUUAUUUUUACUUUCAUGCAAAUUAGUAGUUCUCAAAAAAAAUUCAAAAAGUAGACACAGCAAUUAAAUGCCUAGACGACAUUGGGCUGGCGACUUAGCUUGCACGGCAGAUAAACAAAGAUCCGAUAAUUAUGCUUGCACAACUUUGCAUUUCAAUUAAAUUUUAAGUACCUUACUUUAGAGCCCCAAUCCUAGUCAGAAAUGCCACGUGGUCAAAACCCCAUAAGUGCCUUCACAAUUUAUCAAUCUCUCCUUAUAUAAACCCUCACUAGUCCUCAACAACACACCUCUUUGUCUUCUCCAUUCAACACUAACCAGCUUCACCGUGAGAUGGUUAUGAUUCAUAUCUUCCUCACCGCGAUGGUGGUUGGAGGCGUUAGUCUCUUCCCGGAGACGGCAGAAGCGACCGUGAUGGGACCGUCGAUGCAGAAGCUUACGUGGCAUUACUACAAAGUUUAUAACACUUGCGAGAAUGCAGAGAAUUUUGUGAGGCACCAAGUUGAAAUAUUUUACAAGAACGAUAAAAGUAUUGCUCCCAAGCUCCUUCGUCUACUUUACUCCGAUUGCUUUGUCUCCGGAUGCGAUGCAUCAGUUCUACUAGAAGGUCCGAACUCAGAGAGAAUGGCGCCACAAAACAGAGGACUUGGAGGAUUCGUGCUUAUAGACAAAAUCAAAAUAGUCUUGGAACAAAGAUGUCCCGGUGUUGUCUCUUGCGCCGACAUUCUUAAUCUUGCAACUCGGGAUGCUGUUCAUUUGGCAGGUGCACCAUCUUAUCCUGUGUUCACAGGCAGGAGAGAUGGUUUGACCUCGGAUAAGCACACCGUGGACCUACCAUCGCCAUCCAUCUCAUGGAACCAAGCCAUGUCUUAUUUCAAAUCCAGAGGCUUGAGUGUUCUUGAUAUGGCUACACUUCUAGGAUCACAUUCAAUGGGAAGAACACAUUGCAGCUAUGUCGUUGAUCGACUCUACAAUUACAACAAGACCGGUAAACCAAGCCCGACUAUGAACAAGUAUUUCCUGUCUGAAAUGGCAAAGCAAUGUCCUCCAAGAACGAGGAAAGGCCAGACCGAUCCGCUAGUGUACCUAAACCCGGACUCAGGCUCAAACCACAGCUUCACAAACUCAUUCUAUUCAAGAAUUCUAUCAAACAAAUCUGUACUUGAAGUAGAUCAACAACUGCUUUACAAUGUUGACACCAAGCAAAUAUCUAAGGAAUUCUCAGAGAGUUUUGAGGAUUUCCGGAAAUCAUUUGCUCUUUCGAUUAGCAAGGUGGGAGCGAUAAAUGUGUUAACUAAAACAGAAGGUGAGAUACGAAAAGAUUGCAGGCGUAGAAACUAAACACAAAAGCACUAUCUCUCUCUGAUCUUGCAAGAAGAAUAAACAGAAGGUAUAAACAGGAAACAACAGGAAAAAAGAUUGAAAUAUUUAUGUUUCAGAUAUAAAUUUGUUGUCAUUUAUUACAUUGUAAUCGCCAUGAAAAAGGCUUCUCUAUAGCUAAAGGAGAUUGAUUCUUUUGGUG
Messenger RNA from Arabidopsis lyrata subsp. lyrata, 1634 nucleotides. Its product is annotated as probable peroxidase 26. The coding region runs from base 446 to 1453 and encodes 335 amino acids. Gene Ontology annotation, cellular component: plant-type cell wall; plasmodesma. Gene Ontology annotation, biological process: response to oxidative stress; hydrogen peroxide catabolic process. The record is from RefSeq and is a predicted model, not a curated record. The transcript has 4 exons. Gene Ontology annotation, molecular function: heme binding; peroxidase activity. NCBI's taxonomy places the organism in Eukaryota, Viridiplantae, Streptophyta, Magnoliopsida, Brassicales, Brassicaceae.